This is a messenger RNA of Dreissena polymorpha, 1472 nucleotides long. RefSeq lists its product as uncharacterized. Bases 725 to 1378 code for a protein of 217 amino acids. Lineage: Eukaryota; Metazoa; Mollusca; Bivalvia; Myida; Dreissenidae. The record is from RefSeq and is a predicted model, not a curated record. The transcript is spliced from 6 exons.
AUCCAGAAUUCACUGUCCAGGAAUUUCUGUUACAUCUCAAAGAAUCACAUUUUACCUUAACUUCCUGCUGUUUGUGCAUGUAGUUUCUUAUUUCAUGGAUAAGUGCAUUAAACUGGCGAAUAUCAUCACUGGUAAAUGUAAUUACAGCUUUCCACGAUCAGGGGAAAAUCCACAUAAUGUGGUGAAAAUGUGGACAUUUUUUUAGAUUUUUUUUGAUAGUGCAUAAAUCGCGUUUAAUGUUGCAUCUUUAUGCCGAGUUACGUCUUGAACAAAGUAAAUAAUCAAUAAACAGAUGGAACCCCUAAAGCAUGCUUACAAAAUAGAAGAGCCUCUGUAAACCAUUUAAAAGAAAAAUAGAUUUUUAAAUUGGUCCUUCGAGACGUAAUUUUCGAGUCCAAUUUGUUACGUCUUUAGAGAUAUAAGUUUUACACUUAAGUCUGUGUCUAAUCAGUGCUUACAAUGGUACGGUGUUGCCUUCAAAAUACCUACAAUCAUCAUCAGAAUAAAUCAAUUUGGGGGGUAACGUUACAUUUCCGCUAUUUCUAAAAAUAAAAUCGGGCGACCUUUUGUGUCCAAAAUGUUACGUCUCGAAAAAUCAAUUUUUUUACGAUAACGCUGUUUACUUUCACAUAUCGGUUGCGCAAAGGCGCCGGAAAAUAACUGCACACAUUAUUUGAUGACGUAGAACGCAUUCAACGAAUUUGUGUACACAAAAGCUGACAACAUGGCCGAAUCUUCGACACGAGUUCGGGAGCUCGAACAGUCUCUGUGUAAGCAGACCAAGAAGUCGGCCAUUGACCAAACCGAGCAGCCAUCCAGUGACCAGACAGCCAAUGACCCGACCAAGCAGCCAGCCAGUGACCAGACAGAGCACAUAGCCAGUGACCAGAUGACUUCAUUCAGGGAGCUUGAGCAGUCUCUGUGGAAUUGGACUGAGCAGUCAUCCAGCAACCAGUCAGAGCAGUCAGUCAGAAACCAGACAGAGCAUUCUGAUAGUGACCAACUCGAGCAGUUGGCGAGCAAGCAGACCAAGCAGUCAGCCAGUAACUAUGUCGAGAUGUUACCCAGUGAUGAAACUGUAAAGAAGUUCAAUGAUGUGACCAGACAACCACCAAGCUCCAAUACUGAACAGAUAAUCAGGAUUUGUGCUGGAGAUUACAUAUUGAUCAAACAUGGUAGAAGUUUUCUUCCUGGUGUAGUGGAUGAAUGGCCGUGGGUCAUAUUCUUCAAGAAAUAUAAAGAUAAUGCAUGGGUUAUGAAUGAAAUAAGGCAUACCAUCCUUCAAUCAGAUAUCCAGAGAAAGUUGGAACCACCUAAAGUGUCCAAGCUAGGUCGUCGGCUACUUUACAGAUUUGAAAGUUACAAGGAAGACAAGUGAAGCAGAGAGAGAGGGAGAAAUACCAUGUUUGCAGUUUAGAGUUUGCUGUUGUUUUAGUCUGUGAAAAUCUCAGAAUAAAUAAUAUGUUAAUUAC